Molecule: messenger RNA, 597 nt
Organism: Alternaria novae-zelandiae
Lineage: Eukaryota; Fungi; Ascomycota; Dothideomycetes; Pleosporales; Pleosporaceae
Exons: 4
Coding region: 1-597 (198 amino acids)
Source: RefSeq, a predicted model, not a curated record
AUGUCGGACUUCCAGGAUCCCAUCGACAAUCGCGUCAAACGCGAGCCGAGCGACGAACCACAGAGACGCGUCGACAGCUACCCACAGACCUACCACGGUUAUGAUAGCUAUCACAGUAGACACGAUGGACCAAUACGCGGUCGCGACGACAGCAGAGACCGUGAAUGCAGCCCUUUGACUGAUGACGACGAGCAUGCCGACCGGCAGGACAGCGCGAGGAGCAUCAGACGCGACUUGACCAAGAACUACACCAAAGAGAACGACCCGUACUGGUACCCGGGCAAGGGAAAAUACUCGCAUCCCACCAAGAUGCCCUCGCAGAACCCGCACGACCCCAAACCACGAAACCCGAAGCGCACCCAGAGCUGUCGCACGGAAUCGUCCGGACACCGUCACCAACGUUUUGAGCGGAAGCAUGAGCGUCGAGAGGACGAGAAGGAACGUCUGCUUAGGGGAGACCUUGGAACCCCGCCUCCCGACGCCGGUCCCAACUGGGCGAAGAACCGUAUUGCGACUUUGGAGAAGUACGCGAAGAGGACGAAGAAGAGGCACAAGAAGCAUGAGAAGCGUAUGCGCAAGGCGGCGGAGCAGGGUUAG